Molecule: messenger RNA, 2745 nt
Organism: Myxocyprinus asiaticus (Chinese sucker)
Lineage: Eukaryota; Metazoa; Chordata; Actinopteri; Cypriniformes; Catostomidae
Product: solute carrier family 46 member 3-like
Exons: 8
Coding region: 233-1651 (472 amino acids)
Biological process (GO): vacuolar transmembrane transport
Cellular component (GO): lysosomal membrane
Molecular function (GO): transmembrane transporter activity
Source: RefSeq, a predicted model, not a curated record
ACGCUGUCCUACAGGAACAAAUGGCUCAAACAGAUCGGGGCAAGUGUGGUUGAAUGCAACAUGUAAUGUUGUGAUCGCUCUGUUCGUUGUUUACACUGACUUUUUGGGUGGGUUUUAAGAAGGCAAAAGUUAACAUGCUUUGAAUAUGGAAAGAUUUCUCCCAUCAUAACUCUCAGCUUGAUUUCAUUACCUAAAGGAAUAACUCAUAAGAAAGAAAUACAGGUUUGGAAACAUGUCAGGAACAGGAAGUGGGAUGGGUUGUUUGUGCCUGAUCGAGCCAGUGAUUGGCAUGUAUGCAUUUGCCAUGUUUAUGGUCUACCCACUGUUGCAGCAGUAUGUGUACCGUAGACUGUGGUUUGAGCUGAGCGGCACACCCUACCCUGCUGAGAGCCUGUCCCACUGCUCAAACAACACCAAUGCCACCAUACACCAGGCAGUACAGAAGGAGACAUCUAUAUUCCUCCUUCGGAGUGAACUGUGCUUCCUCAUCCCCAGUCUCAUAUCCACUUUACUCCUGGUCUCGUACAGUGACCACUGUGGGCGUAAAGUGGCCAUUGUUCCCCCACUGGUGGGUGAUGCUCUGUUCGCCCUGAGUUACGUCUUAGUCAGUAGAUUCUCCUUCAACCUCAAUUAUCUGCUAGCUACCUCCUUCCUAGCCGGUCUGAUGGGAGGAGCCACCUCUCUGAUUGGGGGAUGUUUUGCCUAUCUGGCCGACCUUUGCGGAGAGGGCCCAGGAGGGCAGAAGACUGUCCGAAUGGCUCGUCUAGACAUGAUUCUCGGAGUGUUGUCUGGCUUAGCUUCUCUUUGUACUGGAUUCUAUAUCAAAGCAGCUGGCUUCACCUGGCCUUUCCUUACUGCAGUCCUUCUGCAUCUCCUGAAUAUCCUCUAUGUGCUGGGGGUUUUGAAGGAGUCCCUUCCGAGUGUGUCCCUGUCAAUCUCCAGCCCUGGCUCUGUAGUCCCUCACCUACGCCAGUCUGAAACUCUGAAUGCGCGUCUGCAAGGUGUUUACCUGCUGUUUGCAGCCUCAACACGGAGAAGGAACAUAGUGCUGUUGGUCAUGUUGGCUGCCUUUGCUUUUUUCAAGCUGGCCAUGCAGGGUGGUAUGUCCAUCUUUAUCUUGUAUGAGUUGAACACUCCUCUGUGCUGGAGUGAGGUGCUGGUGGGUUACGGCUCUGCUCUCUCCACUGCCAUCUACUUGGUCAGUUUUGCCGGUGUGACUCUGCUGUCCCGCUGUCUGCCUGACACACAUAUCAUCCUAGUGGGUUUGAUGUCUGUGGCUGCUGGGCUCACCAUGGCAGCGUUUGCAAAGUCAACCCUGCUUAUGUUCCUGGUGCGACUGCCUUUGCUGCUGUCCAUCAUGCCGACUCCUGUGCUACGAUCCAUGAUGUCAAAAAUAGUGGCUGGAUCUGAACAAGGUGCCAUGUUUGCGUGUAUAGCGUUCGUGGAGAUGUUGAGUGUCGGUGUUUCAUUUACAAUGUUUAGUAGCAUCUACGCAGCUACACUGUCCUGGUUCUCUGGGUUUAGUUUCUUGCUGGCUGCAGGACUCACACUUAUACCAGCUGCCCUGAUCUGUGUUAUUCUAUGUAUGAGUCUGGAUGUAUAUGAGGAGUCCAGCAUACUAACUGAGGAGAAUGCAGAAAACCAAACAUAAAUCUUUGAGAUACCACAGUGAAAUGGAAGUUGGCAGACUAUAUCCUCUAAAUGCCAUCCUGUUCCAAAUGCCGCCAUCAGCCCUUGUAGUCCACAUCGCAGUCUACACUUCAUGUGACAUAAAGUUUCAUAUAAACUGUUAAGUAGUAUUUCAUUGUGAAGUCUGCACCACUAUAGGAUUUGGAAAAAGACACAUCAGGGUGUAUCUUGGCUGCAAAAUGGUUGCAUAUGUGCACCCUUCUUAAUCCUAAAAUGACAAAUAGUCCCCCUAAGGCCUACCGUCUUGUGGAUCCCACGGACAUGCACAAGCGGAAGCAACAAGAUCACAAGUCCACAUCAAGUGCUUGAUUUGGGAGACAGCCUUAGUGUGCUAACUGACUGGCACAACAUUGUUGCCUUCUGGUGGAAUGUUUCAAACCAACUCUCUGAAUAAAAUGGAAACUUACAAUUCCCAUGAACCCAUAAAGAUCUGGCCCUCUUGCUUUCUUAAUGAAUGAUUUUAUGGAAAACUUUCUCAACUAAACAAAUAUCAGUCUGAUUUAAGACAGUCAUGUCACUCUCACAGGUGAAAAUGACUAUGAACACAUUUAAAAAGUAACAUUUCUGAAUUCAUGUUUUAUUAAUGUAGAUUUUAUCGCAGUUCAUGCACAUGGGAUAUUUACAGGCAGGGGUGUAAAGUAAUUGAGUAAAAAUACUUAAGUAUUAUACUUAAGUAUUAUUUUGGGGGAUUUGUACUUUACUCGAGUGCAAUUUAAACGGAAUACUUGUACUUUUACUUAAUUACAUUUCCCAAAAAAUAAAAAAAUAGUACUUUUUACUCCUUACAAUUUUAUUUAAACUUGAAAAGUACUCAUUAAAUUUUUGGAGAACAUUUCUUUCGUCUUACUGGACUGAAUCCGCCUUUUCACUGCAUCUGACAAACGACAGAUUGGCAAAUGGCAGAGUGUCACAUGGCGGCUGUGUGUUUAAAUAUUUGUGCAACUAGAGCACGAAGUGAGAAACACUGACAGUUUUUGUACUAAACAUUCUAAACGCCUGCUACUUCUACAGAUUGGACAGUUUUGAAGUCAAAAAUUAUCAUUCACAUUGCAAAUA